This is a messenger RNA of Brassica napus (rape), 1333 nucleotides long. RefSeq lists its product as uncharacterized. The record is from RefSeq and is a predicted model, not a curated record. The transcript has 4 exons. The coding region runs from base 592 to 1149 and encodes 185 amino acids. NCBI's taxonomy places the organism in Eukaryota, Viridiplantae, Streptophyta, Magnoliopsida, Brassicales, Brassicaceae.
UAUAUGAUUUUUUUUUGAUGUUUGCCAUUGUCUUGUCUCAGGUUUGGUAUUGAUCCUGAAGUCCAUGCUUUUAUCCGAGCAACAUGGCAGGGAAACUAUUGGGGGUCGUGGGCAAGCUGGAACUUCGUUCCACCUGAGAAGAAGGAUCAGUGGUGGCAUGCGUUCAUUCAACACUACUACUGGGAGGACCAAUUCCAUGAUGAAAUCUACUUGAAAUGGAAGAAACAAACUCAGGUUACCGUCUGUGGCCGCAUCAGCCAGAAAAAGAGAGAUAACCGGCAACCUUCCUACAUGUCAGACGCUCACUGGGCAACAAUGGUUGAGAAGUACAACACUGAGCAAGCGAAAAAGAAGAGUGCAAAAGCUGCAAAAUCUCGUAAGUCUGCUCCAGUUGGGAAGAAGAUGCACAAGCACGGUGCAGGCCCACGCUGUUUCCUUAACAUUCAGUAUAAUAUGAUGGUUGAUGAAGGUUUGGAUGAACCACCUUCAUACACAGCCCUUGCGAGGAAGACUCACACGGGUAAAAACGGCUCCUUCUUAGACGAACGUACAGAGUAGCUGGUGCUGGAGGUUGAGGAAGCCGUUGAAGAGAUGUUACAAGAUGGAUCUCCACAUGGCGACAGUCAAACCGACUCCACUGCUGCUUCAAAUGCAAAGCGCUACCUUCUCAACCAAGAAUACAUCAAGAGAGGAAAGACAAAGAAGGGCACAAUCUAUGGCCUUGGCAGUGCUCAGUACAAGAACAGCAGUCCUUCUGUGCCAAUUCCUGUCUCACUCAAGCGCAACCUUGACGUGGAUAUGCGCAUGUCUGGCUUCGAGACCACCAUUUCUGAAGUCAAGGAAGACAUUGCUGGAGUCAAGGAAGAUUUCACUGCUUUGAAGACAGAGAUCAAUGCUUUCAAGACUGAAGUCACAGGGGGGAUGUCUGCAAGCCAAGCAACUCUCAACAUUAUUCUGCAAACUCUCCAAUCUCAAGCUUCCACUCCUGCCUCAACUGCACAACCAUUUCAGCCUCAAGCUCAGCCCCAAGCUCCAGUUCAAUCUCAUCAUCAGCCACAACCUCAAGCUCAGUCUACGGCUCCACCACAACAUCUCUCGACCAAUACCCAUUCUGAUUUAGAUAGGUGGUGCCAAGAACUUGAUAUGUAAGGUUUGAUCAGUUCAUGUAUUAAGCUACAAUAUUUUGUGUACUUUGGUUCAAAUUCAUGGAUCUUUUGAAUGUUUGAAUGUUUGAAACUUCAACUCUUAUGUAAUAUAUUUCGGUUUCAAUGAUAUUAUGACUUUCUAUUCGCAUAUAGCAUUUUAUAUAAAUUUCAAAUUUGUUUUUUAUAAU